Molecule: messenger RNA, 1731 nt
Organism: Hippopotamus amphibius kiboko
Lineage: Eukaryota; Metazoa; Chordata; Mammalia; Artiodactyla; Hippopotamidae
Gene: TSBP1
Product: testis expressed basic protein 1
Exons: 23
Coding region: 1-1731 (576 amino acids)
Source: RefSeq, a predicted model, not a curated record
AUGGCAGUCUUGGUUUCUGUUUCAGAAAUAACUUUGGCUGUCAUCCUGACUCUACUGGGAUUUGCCAUUCUGGCUAUUUUGUUAACAAGAUGGAAACGACACAAGCAAAAUGAAAUUGAUGUCUCAAGAUACAGUUCUGAACAAAGUGCUGGUCUUCUGGACUAUGAGGAUGGUAGAGAUCUUUCCUCUCCAAGAUCUAAAAGAGGAAGAGGAUUCCAGUAUUCAUACUCAACAGAAAGUGACAUUUCAUAUGACGAUCGAGUACAAUUCACAGCACCUAUUCCUGGAGCUACAGGACCUAUCAAGCUCUCUCAAAAGACCAUUGCGAGAUCAACUCCUCACGCAAUCACUGGAUCAGCUCCACAAGCCCUCACUUGUCCACCUUCAGUGCCCAGAGGUCUGUCCAUGGCACCCAUAAUGAUUUCACAGAGAACCUCAACAAGACCUGAGAAAUCUAAAGUAAGGCAAGAAGAACCAACAAAUGUAGCAGUACCUAUCAUUACUCCAGUACCUAUUGUAAUUGGUCCAGUAGCAGCCGUGGACAGUUCUGGAAAAAUCACACUAUCUCCUGUGGUUACAUUUCCAGGUUACAUGGAUGGAGAAGUUGCAAAAAAAUCAGAUUCCAAAGCGCAGAUUCUAAAAAGUGGAGACACUACAAAGUUUAAGAGUAACCAAGAAGAAAACAAGAGAGCACCGAAGAAGAAAAUCUUAUCUACAGAUUCUGAUGAAUUCUUAUCAACACACAAUAGAGAAUCAAAAAGCAAAUUCCAAGAUGUUGAGUUGAAGGAAGAUAAGAUAGAAAUGGAGGUCAAGGUAAAGGACAGUGAUGCCAAGAUAAUGGAAAGACAGGAAUCCCAAGUAAAAGUGAGUGACACAAGAAUGUCAAAAGAAGAGGAAGCCCAGGUAGAGAAGAGUGAGGCCAAUAUACCACAGGGACAGGAAGCCCAAGUAGAGAAGAGUGAGGCCAAAAUACCACAGGGACAAGAAGCCCAAGUAGAGAAAAGUGAAACCAAAAUACCAGAAGGACAGGGGUCCCAAGUAAAGAAGAUUGAGACUAGAAUAUCAAAAGGACUGGGGUCCCAAGUAAAGAAGAGUGAGACUAGAAUAUCAAAAGGACUGCAGUCCCAAGUAAGGAAGAGUGAGACUAGAAUAUCAAAAGGACUGGGGUCCCAAAUAAAGAAGAGUGAGACAGAAGUACCAAAAGGACAGAGGUCCCAAGUAAACAAGAGUGAGAUGGAAAUACCAAAAGGACAGGUGUCCCAAGUAAACAAGGGUGAGACGGAAAUACCAAAAGGACAGGUGUCCCAAGUAAACAAGAGUGAGAUGGAAAUACCAAAAGGACAGGUGUCCCAAGUAAACAAGAGUGAGACGGAACUAUCAAAAGGACUGGGGUCCCAAGUAAAGAAGAGUGAGACAGAAAUACCAAAAGGACAGAGGUCCCAAGUAAAGAAGAGUGACACGGAAAUACCAAAAGGACAGAGGUCCCGAGUAAAAAAGAGUGAGACAGAAAUACCAAAAGGACUGGGGUCCCAAGGAAAGAAGAAUGAGACUAGAAUAUCAAAAGGACUGGGGUCCCAAGUAAAGAAGAGUGAGACCAAAAUACCAAAAGCACUGGGGUCCCAAGUAAAGAAGAGUGAGAUCGAAAUACCAAAAGCACUGGGGUCCCAAGAAAAGGAGAUUUCUGAGGAUAAAGAAAAUCAGGAUAAUGAAAAGAGAUACAGAAAAGAAUAA